UGAGUCUCACAGCGAAAGAAGAUGUACACGUAGCCAGGGGAUCCCGGCACCGGCUUAUUUUUUUCAUCUCUGCCAAUCUGCAAGACAUCAACUAGGAGCAUUAAGUUUAUGGCAUUUUCUCCCAACACGCAGAGCAUCCAUUCAAUCUUCCGUGUACUCACAGGAAAUCUAUCAUGAAUGAACGAGUUCUUUAAAAUAAAAAAAAGAAGGGGAAAAAAAAAAGAGGCUCCUUCACUCCCUGAAUCCGGUAUUCAGCUGAGAGUGCCUUCAGCCGCCUUUCGUCUAUCACGCCUGCUUCAUUAAUAUUUCCUGCCCAGCUUUGAGGAACACCGGCGCUUCUACAUCAUUGGUUUUAACAACAUGAGCUGCGUGUGCGUGUGUGUGUGUAUGUGACAUGCAAAUCAAGUUGGACACUGUGGAGGAGUUGGGGCCCAGAUAGAUCGACUUGAAGCAGUCAGGAGCUCGGUAUUGGGAUAUUUCUUGUGGAGUGGACGAAGUGCUUGUGUGUUAAGUUUACAAGUAUCAGUCAGCAAAGAUCUUCACAUGGAUUUGUACUUGCAUCGACAUAAAUUACUCUUCAGCGCGGGUUUACAUGCAUACUGAAUAGUGCUCAAUUGCAUUUUCUACCUUCUAGAAACACCUAAAUGAAAAAGGCAUUGGAGGAAAGAAGCUCAUUUUGGAUUUAUAAGCUUGCUGGACUAAAUGUAAUCUUUGAAAUUUCUGGUGAUCACACUUAAAUUCAAGAGAACUUCACUUUGAGGAUAAAGAUAUUGGGAAGUAAUAUCAGUGACAGUUUCAUCAUCAUCAUCAUCAGCAUGGAUACCUUAUGUUUUCUGGUUCUGCCAGUGUGUCUGGAGUUAAUCUUUGCACCCCUGGCUGGGGCGAUAGGCGGGAUGUUUGGAGAUUCUUCAACGUCAUUCAGCUACUCCUGGAGUACAGGUCCAUGGGGUCCAUGUAAUGGCAACCAGUGUGGUUUUGCCGGUAGCCAAACCCGUCACGUAUGGUGCACCCACCCAGUACUCGGCACUCAGCCACCGUCCAAAUGCGACCAAGUCACCAUGCCUGAAAGUCGCAGGAACUGUUUCAAAGUCUGCGAGGAACACCGGCACCUCUUUGCCUGGCUGGCCGGUGACUGGGAGAAAUGCCAACGGACAGUAGACACGGGACCCCUAGAGUGCGGGGAGACUUCCCUGGGCAUGAAAUCCCGGGCCGUCAAGUGCGUGGACACUAGCACGGGCUUUCUGAAGGAGGAGACGCGGGAGGUGGUGCCGCAGUACAUCUGCGAGCAGUUUGAGAUCAAGCCCCCGACGGAGAUGGAGUGCUUCACCCCGUGCCCGCAGAACUGCAUUGUGGGAGCGUUCAGCAAGUGGAGCGAGUGCACCAGCACCUGCGGCAACGGCACGCAGACGCGCACCCGCGAGGUGGUGGUGCCGCCCAUCCACAGCGGCCGUAGCUGCCCCAAUCUCAGCGAGACCAGGAUGUGUAAGAACAAUCCACCGUGUGAGAGCAACGAGUUUACGUACUUCACUAAGGUGGGGACCUGGAUGAAGUGCCAGCCUCCAGCUCGGGGAACAGGGAACAACAGACUACCGGGCAUCGGGCUACAGUUGAGGACCGUAUCAUGCCUGAAGAAUAAUGGAGAAAAGGUGGAUGAUGGCCUGUGCUACCAGUAUGAAAACGAAAACAGCCUGGUGCCGUCCAAGUUCCAGUCUUGUCUGGUUCCCCGUGACUGUGCCACCACCAGCUGGUCUACCUGGAGCACCUGCCCUAACCCCUGUAAGUCCCGACCGGACCCGGAGUCGGGGACAGUGUACAAGGAGCGCAAGCGCAGUGUCACCGUAGCUCCCUUAGGAGGCGGGACGCUCUGCCCCAAGCUGGUUGAAAGGCUUGCCUGUCCAGCGUCGGAUGAACCAAGGAGACUGGAAUGCCCAACCUAUGUGUGGCACUCCACUGAAUGGAGCGAUUGCAGCGUGGAUGCCGUCCUCAGCCCAUAUGAGAAACUACACUUUGGCAAUGAUGAACCACUUUGCGGUGGAGGGAUGCAUCAGAGGGAUGUCUUCUGCACUAUGCUUAAUGAUACUGGUACUGAUCUGGCUCCGGUGUCGCCUUCCCUCUGCAACCCCAACACCAAGCCAGAGCUGAUAAGCCCAUGUGAGGUGCCCUGCCCAUCCACCUGCCAGGUCACACCCUGGAGCCAAUGGAGCGACUGCAUCUCGGAACAGUGCAGCCCUGAAAACAACAAAAAACUCAAAGGUCACAAAAUCCGCACCAGGGAGGUUGCGGUGGAAGCAGAGGACGGCGGUGAAGACUGCCCUCACCUGACGGAGUACGUGCCCUGCGACAUCGCCAUCUGCUUCAAAUGGCACGCGGUGGACUCGGGAGAGUGCAUACCGGCGGACAGCACGGCCCGCUGCGGCCAAGGAGAACAGGAGCUGAACAUCACCUGCCUGGACAUGAAUCAAAACGUGGUUGAUGAGGACCUGUGUUCGAGUAUAUCACCCAAACCAGAGACCCAGGUCCAGUGUUGGGUACCAUGCCCCAAUGACUGUGUCGUGGGGGAAUGGGGAGCUUGGAGCCCCUGCAGCAUGGUGUGUGGUAAAGGCGGAGUCCAGACGCGAUACAAGAACAUCAGGGCAUAUCCUGGACCAGGAGGCUAUGAGUGUCCUAUGCCCCAGCAUCUGAUAGAGACGCGAGCCUGUAACGACCACAGCUGUGCACACUUUGCAUGGAGGACGGAAAAAUGGAGCGAAUGCAUCAGCGGUCUGAGACCUGUGCAACUAGAAGGUGUGGAAGGGAUGUGUGAGGUGGGACGCCAGACUAGGACCAUGGAGUGCUAUAGGACGUUGCAGGACAAAGUUGCGCCAGAGAAGAGAUGUGGUGAGCAGGGUAAGCCAGCCAGUGUGCGAGAGUGCUACAUACCCUGCCCUCAGGACUGUCGAGUCUCCAGCUUUGGCGAGUGGAGCGCUUGCCCGCAAUCCUGCGAAACUGGUAUGGGUUUCCUGCAUGAGCGAGACCGCUUCGUUCUCCAGCCAGUCAGGCACGGUGGCCAGCCCUGCCCCCAGCUGCAGGAACGUCAGGUCUGCCCAGUCCCAGAUUCCUGCUACUCCUACCAGUGGGUACCCAGCCUCUGGAGUGAUUGCCAGCUGCCUUUGGGAAGGCAGAGGGGUAGCUGGGAUCCCUGCGGCGAUGGUCUCAAAACAAGAGAGGUGCAGUGUCAACGCGAGGGAGGCAUGCCGGUUGACGUGGACCUGUGCCUGCGCUACGGCCCACCCAUGCCAGCUGCGGCUGAGAAAUGUCGCAUCCUAUGUGAAGGGGAAUGCGAGCUGACCGAAUGGCCCCGCUGGAGUGUCUGCACGGACAACUGCAAUGGACGCAGGAAUCGUAAACGACGCUUGAUAGGCCAGAGUCGCCGGACCCCAGAGUGCGACAACCCCGAGAUCUACCCACUCAUCGAAUAUCAGCCCUGUCGCUGCCACACCUACACCCUGGAGCCCAUGGGGGUGUGGUCCAACUGCUUCAUAGAACCCUCCCAGUUCAAAGUUUCCCCCGAGGCUGGGGGUCUGAUGGGGGAUUCGGCUGGGGGUGUGUCGGGCGGUUGCGGUCUGGGGGUGAAGUACCGGGCAGUCAUGUGUCUGGAUGAGGAGAGACGAAUCGUGGAUGUUGGAAAGUGCGGCGCUGAAACUGACUUCACGGUAGAGAUGUGUGACAUACUCUGCCCAGAGGACUGUGAGCUAAGCCCUUGGUCAUCCUGGAGCGAGUGCAGCGAGACGUUGAACGUCGGCCAGAGGGUCCGAUGGCGGGAGAUCCUCCAGGAGGGAUCAGAAGUGGGUCGGCCCUGCCCGAUCCCUGACCGAGGCAACAGGAUGUACCAGAGGAUGCCGUGCCGUUCAGAUGCCCACAGUCGCCUCUUAUGGUACACAGGAACCUGGCACGAGUGUGAAAUGCCCCUGAACGGAAGCUGUGGGGAUGGCCACCAGAGAAGGGAAGUCCGAUGCAAGAUAGAUGGUCCACCGGGUUUCUAUGGUCCCGAUAACAGCUCCAGUCUGUGUGACCACCGGUUCCGGCCACCAAUGACCCGUUCAUGCUCCAAGCCCUGUCCAGGGGAGUGUGCGGUCAGCGAUUGGUCAGAGUGGGCACCUUGUCCUCAGGAUUGCGAGAACGUCAGCUUCCACACCCGCACCCGCGUCGUUCUCCGCCGUCCCACUUCGUCAACCGAGGGCAGCAUAACCUGCCCGCCACUGACGCAGGUGGAGCCUUGCAACAUGGGGGACAGCUGCGUGACGUACCGCUGGAACGCCACGGACUGGGGCUCUUGCGUCAUGGAGCCCAGAGGGGCAUGUGGGACAGGCAAAAAGAUCCGCUUGCUCCAGUGUCUACAGAGUAACGGCUUGGAGGUGGAGAAUUCCAUCUGUGACAAGCUGGACCUACCCAAGCCAGAGACUCUGGAGGCAUCUUGUCACGUGGAGUGCCCUGGGGAUUGCAUCUUGAGCCCCUGGACAGAGUGGGGCAAAUGCACCCAGGCCUGUGGACACAGCGUUGGUCGGACACGGAGUCGCACCGUCCUGAGAUCAGCUAAUUCAUUAGGUCGUCCCUGUGCUUCAUCUCUGUACCAGUGGCGGCCGUGCAAGCCCAGCCCAUGCUACCGAUGGGUGACAGGACCCUGGGGACAUUGUCUACCUAGGGGUGGUGACUGUGGCAUUGGAUGGCGACAGCGUAACGUCACAUGCCAACAGGAGGACGGUGUCCUAGUCAGUGAGGAACUGUGCCAGACUGGCAUUUAUCAGAGCAACAUCAAUGUCACAGAACUGGGACGAGAACGGCUAGAGAGAGAGCAGCCGUGCAACAUCCCUUGCCCCAGUGAAUGUCAGCACACACAGUGGAAUACCUGGAGUGAUUGCUAUGUGUCCUGUCUUCAAGGAAGAACAGUAGGUAAUGAGGGCAUACAGGUGCGAUCCAGAGCAGCCCUUGGGCCAGAUAGUGGAUGUCCCACCGACCAACUGGAGAUCAGACCAUGCAGUGGGGAGACAUGCUACGAGUUUCUGUGGCAAACUGGCCCGUGGAGGAAAGGCAAGCGAGAGGUGUGGUGCCAGAGAUCGGGCGGACUCAAUGUCACAGGACCCUGCCUGAUGGAUAUGAAACCCAGUACAAUGGUCAUCUGCGAGCCAGAUUGUACAGUCAUGCAUUCCUUCUGCAGUGAAGACAAUAUGUGUCUGUGCAAGCUGGGAUAUGCGGCCAAGUUCAGUGAGACUACCGGCGAGUUGAUAGAAUGCACAGACGAGUGGAUCAUGAUACAGGACGGAGAUGGAGAACACAGGACGCCAGACCAGACCGUUGGAUCCAACCAGCCCAACCAAGCAGCCACUACGGAGAAUAACACCGUGGCUAAAGGGAAGGAGGGAGACGCGGAGUCUAAGGGAUUCUUUGAGAGUAUCCCACCCUGGGGCUAUGCCAUAGUGGGCUGUGUGGGACUUCUCAUUCUAGUCAUUAUCAUUGUCGUUGCCAUCGUUUAUGGCUGUCGAAAUGCCAAAAGGAAGGAAGAAGAGAAGAGGAAAUACCAGCACGCGGCCGACUACUCCAUUUACUGGGACGACAACGCCAAAAAGAAAUACAACGGCGAGGUAGACCUUUGAUGACCCCCACCAUGUGCUUUACGUGGGCUUCGGCCUUUCCUUCUAUAAGUUGUCUCCCUGUUUGUAUAAAGAUUUUUUGAAAACUGUUAAUGUAACUUGGUGUCGGUCACAACCACUUUUCCUACUGAUCCCACCAAAGUUGGGGAAGAAAGAUAUGAGAAAAAAAACGGGAAAAAAAACAACAUACUUUCAGCUAACUACCCUGUAUCUACCAAAUUUUUUUUAAACAUUUUUAGAGUAUUUUGAUGGAUGAAGAGGGAGCAACUAUGUUUCCCAAUUUUGCAAUUCCAGUUACAUUUGAAAUUCAAAGCAUAUACCAUUUGGUUACUUAAUUUUGUUGGGUUUCGGUGGAUUUGGGGGAGUUCUUAAAAUAGGCUAGCCAUGAUUAAAAUGGUUAGGUACGUGGAAGGGCUAUGUACAUUUGAAAUCGGGCAAGGGUGUGAACGUUAAGCAAGAUGUAUCAAAAAUAAUUGGGGAAAGUUGUUUAACAUUAUCCUUCAAUAUUGGUGUUUUUUUUGGUGGGGGAGGGUGUUUUGCCCAUGAGAACAAUGUAAAUAAGAUAAGUACAACUCAAUGUAAUAUUUGCCUGUCUUUGCCUCCAUGUUUUUCAAGAUAUAUUUUGACUUCACUCUUUUCAAAACAAUUACACCAAAAAUUUAAAAAAAAUCUUUUUCAGUGAUUGAAAAGCUCAACGAGAGAAAUGGGCAAAACAAAACCACUUCCAAGUAAUAUUUGAAAAAUAAAGUCUCGAUGGAGAAGCCACUUUUAUUGCAAUUAAUUGAUAGGCUGGUUCUAUGCAAUUAUGAGUGAGAAAAAAAAUCAAAUUAUUUUUUGAAAAUUAGUUUGUAAAUUGUUCAUUGAAUGUGACAGUAGUUUGCGUUGUAGUUCAGUCCAUCGGGUUAUCAUUUUCACUGAAAACGUAGGCCCACCCAAUGAAACUAGAAUUAAAGGUUAGUGUUAGGCUAAAAAAAAAACAAUUCAAAGACUGAAAAGAAAUCUGUAUGUUAAGUCGGUUGGUCAUGACCUAGAAAAAUUAUAGUUCAGAUUUUAUAACAAAGAGAACAGUUUUGAGGUAUACAGAUUAACUUGACGUUAUCUUAUGCAACCUAGAGAUUUUCUGAGACGACCUUGUCCAUUUCUUAACUUAUUUAAUUUAUUCACCUUGUGGUUUAGUAAGACAGUAAUUUUAUCCGUUUUUUAUACAUUGAACAUAUGUAAAUAACAUCUGAUGUAAGACAAAGUAGUCAUAAAUAUAAGAAAACACUGUGUAUCUCUGUGUUUCAACAGAGGUUACAUGAUAAGGCUAUGAUAUAUAUUUAUUGCAGUUUUGUUUUGUGUUUUGUAUUUUUAGCGUGUUUCUGCUGUUGACUGUUGAGUCUUAUGGUAAAAGACCAUCAUUUUGAAGAAAAAAAAUCCACGUUAAAAUAAUCACCCUUGCCUUAAAUGAAUACAGUCACAGAUUUUAGAUAUUUUUUACAGUGUUUUAGUGAUAAUGUCGACAUUGACAUCGCAGUGAUAUCAUGUGAACUUUGGCUGUUUUACAAGGGUUUUCUCAGUGAACUGAAGAUUUUGACCCUUUUGUUGCUGUAGAUUUAUGAUUUUCAACCCAGGUAUACCCUCUCAACCCUUGUCCCGAUCACGGAUGAUUUUUAACUUGGAGAUUUUGGAUCGUCUGAAAGGUCCUUCAGUGUCAGUAAACAGUCCAAGAAGUUGUUGGUUGCAUCCAAAAAAAUUCUUGUCCUCGGAUAUAUAUUUGAACUGUACCACCAACUGUUACAUUACCCCACAUUUUAUAUGAGACAAGUUUUACAUGAGGUCAUUACAAACAUAAUCUAUGUACAGAUUCAAAGUUGUUUUAAAAAAAAAUGUGAUUUUGUUAUUUCAAAAUUGUGAUUUUUAAGUUGAAACUUAAGAUGUACAUGAUAACUGUUGCAUAUUUAUUUCUGUGUAGAAACGCUUCUUUGUACACUUGCCGUAUUUAUGUUAAAGCCUUUGAGGCAGAAGCUGCUUGUUUUCGUUUUUAAGCGGUUUUUAAGUUUCUUGGGAUCAGUUUUUACAUUGUCCAUUUUGCAGGCAGUUUUGUCACAAAUUGAAAUCAGAAGACCUCAAUUUUAAACCAUCAUUUUUUGGUGCUUUCUAAUGAUAAGUUUGUAUUUUUAGCCUUAGUGGUGAGUUUAGAAAGAGUGUCUUUCCAACCGGGGUGAAAUGAUCAAACGGGGGAAAAAGUAAAUGCAAUAAAACUGUAUAUUUGAUAAUGAAUGACGAAUGAACAGAACAUGUAAAAAAAAAAAAAAAGACAAAUGAAGAGAGAUUUGAAUUCAUGUUUUACACUUCUAAAUUGUACCAUGGUAUUUCUGAAUUUUAAGAUUGUUGGCUUCAUAUAACAUGGAUGUUAUCUGUACCGAGUUUUUUAAACAUGUUUUUUGGGCAACACUGGUUACCAGCUGUGGUUACGCUGUGUCAAAAGUCGGACACAAAGUCUAAAAGGUGCAGUAGAGUACGCAAAAAAAAAAAACAUUUUAAGUGCAACUUAUAAAUAUGUGUAUUCAUGAUCUGUACUGCUAGAGUAGAACGUUGAAACCUGGACCAAAUGAUGUAGCGAAUUGGUAUGUAACGCAGGUUUUUACAAAAAUGUAUUAUUUUAAAGGCACACCAUGAAACAUCCAAUCAGUAAAAUUGUAUUUGAUUUUAAUCUGUAUGUAAAUUGAGAAUAAUAAACAUAAAAAAUUGAUCCAA
This is a messenger RNA of Patiria miniata (bat star), 8366 nucleotides long. Its product is annotated as thrombospondin type-1 domain-containing protein 7A-like. Bases 816 to 5630 code for a protein of 1604 amino acids. Gene Ontology annotation, biological process: actin cytoskeleton organization. Gene Ontology annotation, cellular component: plasma membrane. NCBI's taxonomy places the organism in Eukaryota, Metazoa, Echinodermata, Asteroidea, Valvatida, Asterinidae. The record is from RefSeq and is a predicted model, not a curated record. The transcript is spliced from 27 exons.